CCAGCGAAAGACUAUUGGCGGACUAUAUUUUCCUGCAAACAGAUUCAACUCAGGAAAAAUAAAAGCUGUGCAGGUAUGAACAACACGACCGAAAUCGCCGGGACAGAUUCGUAUGUCGCCGAACUGAUGCUUAUAGACCGCGUUCCCGUCUGGUGUCGACAUUUCUUGACGACUUUUCUUGCUGUUGCAUUUCUACUUGGCAUACCUGGAAACUGUUUGAUUGUAAAGGUCCACUACAACCUUAAGAAAAGAUCAGUCACAGACUGGAUGGUAUUCUAUUUAGCGGUCUCUGACUUGUGUUCGCUAUCAAUAUGUGCGCCCUCGUUCAUCAUGACAAAUGUUGGCGUAUGGAAUAUGAUCAUGCCUUCCUGGAUGUGCAAAAUCCAUUUCACUACCGCGAACAUGGCGUUCCUCUCUUCGAAUAUCCUGAUCGCAUUUACAGCACUUGCAAGGGUGAGAAAAACUCUAGGAAAAGAAGAUUUGAUAUCAUCAAAACAAGCAUGCUAUUUUGGAAUAGGCAUUAUUAUCGGGUCUCUUUGCUUUUCUUCAAUUGCCUUUAUCCUUACUGGGAACAAUGUUAAUGGUCAUUGCUAUUUUAUACCUGAAAUGAAAAAACUCCAAAUGUACGUUUAUAUCAUAUAUGUUGUCAUAGCGCUUAUAUGCAGUGUUAUAACAUUUGUCAGUUAUGGUAAAAUUGUUGUUUCUCUAAGAAAUUGGAGACGAAUUGGACCAGGUGAGGGAAACGUAAACAACGCCUUUAACAGAAAUUAUCUCCGUUCAGUGCGAAGUAGUAAAAUAAUGGGAGUUGUUUCUUUUGUGUUUGUCAUCUCUGCUGUUAUCCCUGGUACCUCUCUAUCCAUUCUAAUGGGAAUGAAUUUGCAAAUCAAUUUGUACCUUACGAAUAUUCUCAUAUUUUUUUUCUCUAGGAUAUAUUUCAUCAACAAUUUUGCUAACCCUUUAUUAUAUAUCUGUAUGUCCUCAUCUUUCAGGAGAAACAUGUUUUCAUGUACGUGAUAGUCGAAAAACAGCGCGUUAGUUACAUAGUAAAAACGUUACGAUACAUUAUCGAUGAUUUUUUUCAUUGGCAGGUUGCGUGACAGUUCAAUUAUUUCCUCAAUGUUUUAAUGCAACACACAUGAGAACAUUUCAAUGCACUGUUUGUGUCUAAAAAAAGAUGCAUAUAAUGUAUAUACGAAGUUGAUGCAUUAAUAUUAAAAAAUAGGAAUAAGUUUUGGAACUUUACGCUCGAGAACAAAUGUGAUCACAUAGAUUCAAUAACCAACUCAUUGGAUACGUAUAUAUAAGAAGAAUAAGCUUUUAACUGAUUGGACUGUUCGAGAUCAUGGUAAAAACAAUUAAAAGGAUAAAUAGUGUUGUUCUGUAAGUUCUAGGUCAAUCUACUGAAUCGAAUUUGAGUUUAGGGUAAAUACUGAAAUUACAUCACUUCUGACGCAGCACGUAAAUAUUUUGCGAGCUCAGUCGUAAUGACGUUGCAUGUACACGUCUAACAGAUGUUUUCCCAGACCAAUGAAAAAAAGUCGUAAAAAGUCAAUACGUUAAAAUUCAACUGUUCACAAACCCAAUCUCAAAUGAGACGGUGUAAAUAUUAUAAAGAUAUACGGACUGAGUGUUAUAAAUAUUGUUACAAUUAUGUGUUGUUGUUAAUGAAAUGAGUGUACACCGUGGCAUAUAUGGUCAAAGCGUCUAUUUUUGAAAGAGCUGUCUUUGGGGCCUCAUUUUCUAAACGAUUAAUAACAUUUACAUUUCUCAUGUUUCCAUAGCAACCACUGCUUUCGCAUGGGCUUAUCUCGACUGCAUUCGCAGUGUCUGAUUCAGUCAAUCCGAUUGAAAAUACUGAAAUGAAUCGACAAACUUGGUUUGAUUAUGUUACAUAUAUAACGGAACAAAAAUACAUUAAUUUUAUCUAUAAACUUAUGUUUAGGGAUGGAAGCGAAUAUCCGAGUAUCCGGAUAUCCGGAUAUCACGCAAGUAUUCGGAUACCAAAAUGGGUAUUCGAAUAUUCGUUUAGAACUAAAAUUUCAAUGAAAUAGUUUAGCAGAGACAUAGCAAUUGUUAUAAAACUUUUUAGAUGAAAUAAUUCAGGUGAUCAACAGUGUCUGUCGCGAAGCGGGUAUGUGUCACAAAUCGUCUGCUAAAUGGGUGUUUGCACAAGGCGUGAUACUGUGCAGCACCCUGUGAAGUUCUAUGACCUUGUUUACAAUGACAAGUGUUGUUUUAUGAUCUCAGAUGUGCUUAAUUGGCACUAGUUGAUAUUAAACGGAUUGAUCAUUAAUCCGUAGGAAUUGAUCGUCCAAUCACAAGUACACGCAUGUAAAUAACGAAAAAUCACAUCGUCUUUUGUCUUCUUAUCUUUUCCGCAAUUAUAUCCUUCAUUACAAAACAUUGCAUUAAAUCAAACAAUGUAAUGAAAUAAAAUUACAAUAGACUAUCAUAUAAUCAAAGCGUCAUUUAACAUGAACCCUGCUGAUAAAUAACAAACUCGAAAGCACGUGGCAGUAACCAAGCAACCACCUGGGCCGAAGUGACUAUCAAAUUCGCGAGGUGUUUAUGUGGUAUUCAUCAUGAGCUUUAUGACGUAAAAUGAGUUGUUUAGCUUUGAUUAUAACAUUAUAAAUUAUUAAGACUGAGAAAGAAUGAAUGAAAAAGUGAAAUUGCCAUAUGACGAAUUCUAAAUUAAGUGGACAAUUAUGUCAAAUAACAAAAGGUGGGUGACAUAUAAUAGGAAAUUUACUUAUUAUGAAAACGAUUUGAUACGAGUAUCCGGAUAGUAUUCGAAUACUUGAUACGAAUAUCCGGAUACCGAUUUGGUAUCCGGUUUCCAUCCCUACUUAUGUUAGAUAAUAUUGAAAUUCGUCCUUUAAAAAAAAGUGGGCUAAACAAGUAAAAUUGUUCUAAGUUCAUUGGGAUUCUAUUAUAUUUGGUUAUAUUAUGUUUGGAGCUUACCCUAUUUUUGCAACUUUUUAAACAAAGACUAAAGAAUUACUUUGUCCAAAAUGGUAGACUUACGAUUCUUCUAGGGCCUUAUUUUAUAGAAAUAUGUUCCAAUUUAAUUUACAAUUUUAUUUCAUGUUAAUAUUGAAAAGUAUAGAAAUGCUCUCAGCAAAUUGAAUUUAUCAUCGCAUAGGCUUAAUAUCGAAGCUGGGAGAUGGAAUAAUACAGUUAUUGUUGAUAGGACAUGUCCAUCAUGUAACAUUUUAAAAGACGAGUUUCACUUCCCUUCUGAAUGUAACUUGUAUUCCGAAAUUAGGCAAAGGUACCUUCCUAUAUUUUAUUGUAGAAAUCUAAGCAUAUUCAAAAACAUUGAGCUGUUCAUUCCAAAGAAUGUUAAUAUAGUUUUUAACCUCGCUGUAUUUGUAAAUAGAGCUUAUGAAAUAAUAAAACAGUUUACUAUACAGUUAAAGCAUGUAUAUAGAUGGUACUCGAUUGUGUGGAUGUUUUCUGAAAACGUAAUACUUAUUGACAUAUCAAGGUCUAAUUAACAUUUAUUGUCUUAACAAUCAACUUAAUGUAUUCAUUACAAUAAACCAUAUUGUAUUCUUAAACACUAAAUUUCUUUCGUUUCAUGUAUUGACUCGCCGAUCGCCAUGUAUAUAUAUAUAAACACGUUUUAUUUAUUGCCAAUGAUCAAGGAUCAUUUUGAUCUAUUUCAUUGUAUGUUAUUAUGUUGAAUGUUUGAACUGAAAUAAAUAAAUGUAUGUUCUGUUCUGUUCUAUAUGUUCCGUGUUAGAAUGAAAUGUUUAGUAUGCCUGU
Molecule: messenger RNA, 3771 nt
Organism: Mya arenaria
Lineage: Eukaryota; Metazoa; Mollusca; Bivalvia; Myida; Myidae
Product: QRFP-like peptide receptor
Exons: 2
Coding region: 76-1014 (312 amino acids)
Biological process (GO): neuropeptide signaling pathway
Cellular component (GO): membrane
Molecular function (GO): G protein-coupled peptide receptor activity
Source: RefSeq, a predicted model, not a curated record